Molecule: messenger RNA, 1023 nt
Organism: Rhincodon typus (whale shark)
Lineage: Eukaryota; Metazoa; Chordata; Chondrichthyes; Orectolobiformes; Rhincodontidae
Exons: 6
Coding region: 1-1023 (340 amino acids)
Source: RefSeq, a predicted model, not a curated record
AUGAUUGUGUCUCAGUGUGAGGUUCCUGAUAAACAUUACGAGGAUAUCGACAGGAUCCGGAGACGGAAGCUAAAUGUCCAGGAGGUGGCAGGAGGAGCUGCUGCCGUUCUCCCUCCCGACAGGACGGAAAAUCGACCGGGAUCGCCCUCGUCACUGGGAGCACCGACCUCUGACCCCGUGCCCACACAGGCUGCAUGUCCCGGGGCAGUGGAAGGGGGUGUGAGGGUCACACAGCGCGAUGCCACCUAUCAGGAGGUUCCUGAUAAACAUUACGAGGAUAUCGACAGGAUCCGGAGACGGAAGCUAAAUGUCCGGGAGGUGGCAGGAGGAGCUGCUGCCGUUCUCCCUCCCGACAGGACGGAAAAUCGACCGGGAUCGCCCUCGUCACCGGGAGCACCGACCUCUGACCCCGUGCCCACACAGGCUGCAUGUCCCGGGGCAGUGGAAGGGAGUGUGAGGGUCACACGGGGCGAUGCCACCUAUCAGGAGGUUCCUGAUAAACAUUACGAGGAUAUCGACAGGAUCCGGAGACGGAAGCUAAAUGUCCGGGAGGUGGCAGGAGGAGCUGCUGCCGUUCUCCCUCCCGACAGGACGGAAAAUCGACCGGGAUCGCCCUCGUCACCGGGAGCACCGACCUCUGACCCCGUGCCCACACAGGCUGCAUGUCCCGGGGCAGUGGAAGGGAGUGUGAGGGUCACACGGGGCGAUGCCACCUAUCAGGAGGUUCCUGAUAAACAUUACGAGGAUAUCGACAGGAUCCGGAGACGGAAGCUAAAUGUCCGGGAGGUGGCAGGAGGAGCUGCUGCCGUUCUCCCUCCCGACAGGACGGAAAAUCGACCGGGAUCGUCCUCGUCACCGGGAGCACCGACCUCUGACCCCGUGCCCACACAGGCUGCAUGUCCCGGGGCAGUGGAAGGGGGUGUGAGGGUCACACGGGGCGAUGGUGUUAUCGGUUGUGUGUCUGUGUUACUGGGUGACACAGGGUGUCGCACAGUGUCAUUGGCUGUAAUUGGGCUUCAUUGA